AACAGACUGCUUCUGGAAUGAAGAGGAGACAGGGUUAGGGGCAAAAUAAAGAAGACAAUUGAGUGGGGAAGGGAGAAAAAAAGGGGAAAGAACAGUUAGGGAACACAGAGAAAAUGUAAAAAGAGACAAGGGAGGUGAAGCAGAGUAUUUCUAAAUACACAAUAAUAUGUUAAAGAAUUAGUGGGCAAGAAUUAAAGGAAUUACAAAGGUAAAAGUAAGGGGCAGAAUCCAAAGGAAGAAGAAAUCCACAGGAAGAAGAGAGAAGUGGAUGGGGGAGAACAAGGAGUAGAGUAACUGAUUAUUUUGGUAUAGAUAUAAGGGACCUAUCAGUUUUAUCUAGAAACCAGCUAUGUCUAACAAAGGCACACAGCAGUAUUAUCGAACAGAAAGCAGCGACUCUGCAGCUAGCAUGCUCCGGGCAGGUAGGGAGGAGGGUGGCACAGACACGGACACAAAGGGUCGUGAGAGAAGAGAGUGCAACCCCUUUUGGCUGCCGGGGGCAAUCGGACUGAUUUUGGUUUUGCAGAUAGCCUGUACCACUGGGCUGUUUGUGUACUUCUCAGUGUCCGUCUCUAAGAUAAAAGUUGAAACGCAGGGUAUGUCAGAAGAGCUACGUUGUCUUCAAAUUAUCAACACAAUGGGCCGAGUGUCUGAUAAUGUGGAGUUUGACCCAGAUGAAUUCUCACUAAAGGAAUCCUGUCAGAAGUUGGUCAAUAGUAUCAAGUCAUACGUAACUCAGGUAACAGAGAGUGCAAUGCAAAGAACAAAAAUGAUAGACAACAGAAUGAAGAAUAUCACAUAUGGCUUAGAUACAUUACCUGACAGCGGAUUUAAUAUUAAAACAUCAGCUCAUCUCACACUAAGAACCAAUUCUUAUUCAGGUGAGAAAACACUUGAAAAUGAAAAAUUUAGAAUUCCUUACCAGUCCUGUCACUUCCCUGUAAAACAGUGGGAUUCUAAUGGUCCCUUGUCUCAUGUGCAGAACAUGAUUUAUCGGAAUGGGCAUCUCAAUAUACUUCAAGAUGGGAAAUACUAUAUUUAUUCCCAAAUCUAUUUUCGAUAUCCUCAUAAUGAGGAAUCUAGCACCUCGUCCAUUAUAGGCCACCAGCUGGUACAGUGCAUAAAUAAGAAGACAUCCUAUGUUGAACCCAUUUUGCUUCUUAAAGGCAUUGGUACAAAGUGCUGGUCUCCAGAUGCAGAGUAUGGACUCCAUUCCAUUCACCAUGGAGGUGUUUUUGAGCUGAGAUCUGGAGAUGAGUUAUUUGUCUCAGUCUCUUCUUUAAAUAUGGUCAAUGCAGAUGGUGCAUCUAGCUUCUUUGGAGCUUUCAUGCUCGAUAUGUGAAAACUCCUGAAAGAGUGGGUCUUUAUGUUGUGUAUUGAAAACAUACACUGUAAAGCACAAUGGUAUACUUGAAAAAAUACUGAUGGCCAAUAUAGUUCAAAUUAGACAAUGUUAUACUGGAAGCAAACAGUGAGAGUGGAAUCUCAGCACUGUGUCAUGCACUAUUGUCAUAUAUUCGAUAAUUGAUGUUAUCGGCUGUUUUUGCCAUUUCUUUACGUCAAGUUUAUUACAUGCUAGUGUAGCCAAGGAGUUGACACUACAACCCUACUGCAAACUAGCCAGCCAAUUCUCCCUUUACUUAAGUUGUUGGGGCUAUAUUAAUUAUGUCACUAUGUAUGCUUAGCUACUAGUAUAGUGAAGCCCAUUUGUGUAUUUGUGUUGAAGCAGUAAAAAAGGCACCUUUCAAAAGAAUUGAAAAUGUUAAUGCACUGUAACGGGUUAAUGAAGGUUUUUGUAAUUCAUAUGAGUUUUGCACCGGCAACAACUAAAUAAUUUUGUAAAACAUGCUUCCUCUUGUAAAGGAUGUCUGUAAUCGUUAUAUUGUUAAUAAAAAAAAACCUU
Spea bombifrons (plains spadefoot toad) is the source of this 1903-nucleotide messenger RNA. Its product is annotated as tumor necrosis factor ligand superfamily member 10-like. NCBI's taxonomy places the organism in Eukaryota, Metazoa, Chordata, Amphibia, Anura, Pelobatidae. The coding region runs from base 350 to 1342 and encodes 330 amino acids. The transcript has 5 exons. Gene Ontology annotation, biological process: immune response. The record is from RefSeq and is a predicted model, not a curated record. Gene Ontology annotation, cellular component: membrane. Gene Ontology annotation, molecular function: tumor necrosis factor receptor binding.